Xenia sp. Carnegie-2017 is the source of this 2451-nucleotide messenger RNA. Its product is annotated as relaxin receptor 1-like. Gene Ontology annotation, cellular component: membrane. The record is from RefSeq and is a predicted model, not a curated record. Lineage: Eukaryota; Metazoa; Cnidaria; Anthozoa; Malacalcyonacea; Xeniidae. Gene Ontology annotation, biological process: G protein-coupled receptor signaling pathway. Gene Ontology annotation, molecular function: G protein-coupled receptor activity; protein binding. Bases 136 to 2010 code for a protein of 624 amino acids. The transcript is spliced from 16 exons.
UGAAAGUCCAUGUGAAUUAAAAUGUCGUUUUCAAAGAAAAACGAAGUGGACAAGUCAAUCAUUGGUGAGAACUUCCUACAAAAAAACAAACUCCACUGACAUCACUGAUAUCAAAGAAGGCAGAACACUUGCAAAAUGAGACUGCUGACUCUUGCCAUAUGUUUCGUGAUAAUAUUUUGUAUAAUAAGCGUCGUGAAAAAUGAUGGCUGUAAUGAUUGCUGCGAGGACAAAACUUUGUUCUUUCGAAGUAAAAAAAUAAGUUCUUUGCGUGAUAUUUUGAACAUGACAAAUGGUUCGUUUUGUCAGAAUGGAACAAUAGAACGAUUGGUAGCUGACGGAAAUAACAUAACCCUCUCCGACGAGGAUGUUGAAAUUCUAAAGAAAAACUUCAGCAAAUUAAAGUAUUUGGAUCUACGAAGUAAUAAAAUCAAGAUACUGCCAGAGUUGGAAAGUUAUCAUCUUAUAGAGAUGCAACUGGAGAAAAACGAAAUAAGUGACAUUUACUUGAAUUUGGAUAAGUUACCAAAUUUGGCAAUUCUAAAUUUGAAGGAAAACAAAUUGAAAAAUUUUACAAAGAAUCUCGGUAAAUUAAAAGCUCUUAUCCUGGCUGGUAACAAAAAAUUAUCCUUUAUAAAUUUUUCAUCAAACAACUCACUGGAAAUAUUAGAUUUGAAAGGCAUCAAACUGCAAGAAGCAGUUGACAUAACGAAUGGAAACAUCACAUGGUUUUUUGGUUUGAAGAACUUGGAAAGCUUGGAUAUUUCCUCAAAUUCUUUGUCGGAAUUACCUGAGUUUGUUUUUCAACCUCUCGGAAAUUUGCUCAAUUUGAGCAUGCAACUCAAUCUCUUCAGCAAAUUUAAACAUGACAAUAUUUUCGAUCCUCUUGUAAAUCUAAAUUAUCUAGACAUCUCAGAAAUACCAACUCUCAUUUAUAUCAAUAGGUUAUGGAACAGACUAAUGCGAAAUCUCGUAAAUCUCAAACACUUAAAAACAAAUUACUUUACUGAUUGCUGUUUCGUCAUUGCUUAUAAACCUGACGUCCAUUGCAUAGCACCGUCGGACACCAUUGCCAGCUGUGAACGAAUGAUUAAAUAUGCUGCAAUGCGUUAUCUCAUGUGCUUCAUGGUUGUUCUAACCAUUGGUGGGAAUGUCUUCGCUCUGUUGCUAAGACUGGUAAAAGAUGAUUGCAGUCGAGUACAGAACUUGUUUAUAUGCAGUCUCAGUUUUAGUGACAUGCUCAUGGGUGUCUAUUUAAUUGGAAUCAUAAACCAAGAAAUCGCGACUGAAGGAGAAUAUUACAAGCAUGAUUAUCCCUGGCGAACUGGAACUCCGUGUAAAGUGUUUGGCAUAAUAUUUGUCAUAUCCAGCGAGGUAUCUGUGUUUACUCUGGUAUACAUUGCAUACGAUCGUUUCUUGCACAUAGCUCAUGCGAUGGAGUUUCGAAAGAUCGACUAUCGUUCGGCGGUGUUCUUACUUUUGGUAACAUGGCUUGUCUGCUCUGCUAUCGCCAUUGUCCCAGCCAUCGUGAAAACGUAUUUCGUUGAUGACGUCAAAAGAGUUGGAUUCUACGGGGCUAACAGCAUCUGUAUGCCCAUUCAGUUACCUGGACAGAACACAAUCGCAUGGGAAUACUGCCUAUCUAUAUUCGGAAUACUGAAUUUUAUUGGUGCUGCCUAUCUUAUUAUCGCCUAUAUUCAAAUGUUUUACUCGUCAUACAGUAGUGCAAAAGACUCCAACAACAGUAGCCGUCUCGGAGCUCAUACUACCAUGGCAAAGCGUUUUGCUGCUUUUGUAUUUACGGAUGUGUGUUGCUGGGUCCCCAUUGCUAUGUUGUUGUUCUUGUCUCUUGCUAGGGUUAUUAACGAGACAGGCAACACUUUGUAUUUGUGGUUUUCAAUCUGCGUGAUUCCGAUCAACUCAGCCAUCAAUCCGAUCUUAUACACACUCAGCACACCGAUGUUUUGGCAGAAAGUAAAGGACGUCAUCAAGAAAUUCACAUUCCGCGUUUAAAAAAGCAAGAAACUAUUUUUUUCAAAUAUCUUAGAAACCUCAGUCUCUAAAAAUAUAUAUUGUGCCUCAGUGUUAUUAAAGAGAAAACUAAUUUAUCGAUAUGCUUUCACUUUUCUCUCACACCUGCUGGGAAAUACAUGGAAAAAACCGUUCUUUCCCUAUGGAAACACGCCUUUCAUUCGGGCAACGAUUGGUCACAGCUUGUAGUAUUUAUCAAAAUGCAGCAUGUAAAUUCUUUUGGAUGUUUAUAAGGAUAAAUUUUAGUUUGUCAUGGUAUGAAAAAACCUAAUUUCAAUGCACAUUGUUAGAAAAACAUGUUUUGGUGCACAUUGUAUAAUGUAUAAGUAAAAAUACGCAAUUAAUUGCUUGUUUGUUUGUACUUGACAUUAAAAAUUAUCAUUAGAAAAGUAGAGUAUAAUUUAAUUAAAGUUCUCGUGGUUA